Molecule: messenger RNA, 5153 nt
Organism: Lutra lutra (Eurasian river otter)
Lineage: Eukaryota; Metazoa; Chordata; Mammalia; Carnivora; Mustelidae
Gene: YIPF6
Product: Yip1 domain family member 6
Exons: 7
Coding region: 87-797 (236 amino acids)
Biological process (GO): endoplasmic reticulum to Golgi vesicle-mediated transport
Cellular component (GO): trans-Golgi network; membrane
Source: RefSeq, a predicted model, not a curated record
CGCGAUGACGCGCUGACCAGCCGUGGCCGACACGUCUCAGGUUCCGCAAAGGCCUGUGGGAGCGACCCGGGAGAAGGAGGGCCAAGAUGGCGAAAGCGGCCGAGUCUUCAGGAGACCCGGGGACAACAUCGCCCAGGCCCCUGUUUGCAGGCCUUUCUGAUAUAUCGAUCUCACAAGACAUCCCUGUGGAAGGAGAAAUCACCAUUCCUAUGAGAUCUCAUAUCCGGGAAUUUGACAGCUCCACAUUAAAUGAAUCUGUUCAGAAUACCAUUAUGCGUGAUCUAAAAGCUGUUGGGAAAAAAUUCAUGCAUGUUUUGUACCCAAGGAAAAGUAAUACUUUGUUGAGAGAUUGGGAUCUCUGGGGCCCUUUGAUCCUUUGUGUGACACUUGCAUUAAUGCUUCAAAGAAGCUCUGUAGAUAGUGAAAAGGAUGGAGGACCCCAGUUUGCAGAAGUGUUUGUCAUUGUCUGGUUUGGUGCGGUUACCAUCACCCUCAACUCAAAACUUCUUGGAGGAAACAUAUCUUUUUUUCAGAGCCUCUGUGUGCUGGGUUACUGUAUACUUCCCUUGACGGUGGCAAUGCUGGUUUGCCGGUUGGUGCUUUUGGCCGAGCCAGGACCUAUAAACUUCAUGGUCCGUUUUUUUGUGGUGAUCGUGAUGUUUGCCUGGUCUAUAGUAGCCUCUACAGCUUUUCUUGCCGAUAGCCAGCCUCCAAACCGCAAAGCCCUGGCCAUUUAUCCUGUUUUCUUGUUCUAUUUUGUCAUCAGUUGGAUGAUUCUCACAUUCACUCCUCAGUAAAUCAGGAAAUGGAAAUUAAAAACCAGUGAAUUGAAAGCUCAUCUGAAAGAUGCAGUUCACCAUGGAGCUUUCCCUCUGGCCCUCUUUUGUGUAAUUUUGGAGGUAUUUGGUAUGUGAGGAUAUUAAAAGGGAGCCAUAAAGCACCAUCACUGCUUAUAAGGAACCGAUGUUUGAAAGGCUGUCCUUUGCCUCUUGAUGUUAUUUCUUUAAAAUAUGUAGUAUAUGCAGUAUAGUGCUGCCUUAAGGCAUGAUAGGGUCACUGUGGUCCAUUCAAGUGACAGCCAAUGAUUUGGGAAACACAUGGAUACAUCCUGCAAUUUGAGUGGAAUUAACUGCUGUAUUUUCACUUUUGAGAAUACUAGUUCAGGUGCGGCUCUUAAACACAUUGCCUUAUGACUAUUAGAAUAUGCCUCUCUUUUCAUAAAUAGGAAUGGGUAGUCUAUCCAUUUUGUUUUAUUUCUUUCUUAGGCUUAAAAAGGCAAUGACAGAGGUUGGGAAGGGGCUUCAUAAUUGCAGAGGAGAAAACAUGCAUUAACCAGUAUUCAGAAUUUGACUGGAGAAAAUUCUGCACUUGUUGCUUUCUAAAAAAGCGAAGGACAGGUAAAGAAUCAGCUUCUUUAGUUGUUCUGUAUGGUUCCUUUUCCACCAUGCUUAUUAACAGCACCUCAUUGACACUCUAGUUUUUAAUUUUGCUCUCUAGCUCUGAAUAUGCAAGCUGUUACUAGUCAAUAUGUAAUUUUCCUGUCAUUGAAGCUCUUGGUGGACCAGUGCUUGAACUUAUCCAAGUGGGAGACCUCAAAAAUUUAGAUUGGUAGGUCCUUAAUGCAUAUUAUCAUUUGGGUAGAAUGAGGCAUUUUGGACACAGCAUAGCUCUAAGGAAGUCCUCGUUAUUCUGUGUAGUCUGGGCUUUAACUAGAAAGUAAAGCUAAAUCAGAAGCCUGCAUUUAACCCCAUGCACAUGGAGGGAUUUAGUGUUCUGAUGGCUGGUUCACAGAACAGCUAGAUGCUUAGAGCAUGACGUUGGAUGCCAUGGUUUACAGCUGCCACUUCUUCAUAGUGGUCUUAGCAGUUUUUUCAUUAGAUGUGCUUUUUGGGUUGGGGAAUGGCAAUUUAUUUUCUUGGUUUUAGACUUUAUUUGUAAAGCUGCUUAGCUCUUCUUUAGACAAGUACUUUUUUUUGCACAUGUGCACCUACUUGUAUUCUCAGCAGAGUGUCUGGAAAGGCUGAUUUGAAGCUAAACAGGGUUCCUUUAGGGUAAUAUGAACUACUGCCAUCUAUAAAUUGCACAUUGAAGAACUCUUAAUAGACAAAAGAUUAGGAGUCAGGCAGAAAACAUUCAUUGUAUAUACAGUUACUUAUAAAGAUAGGAAUUUAUUCCAUGGUUUUUCUUUAUCAUGGAAUCUAAAUAUUUAUUCAUUUUUUAGUCUAAAGACUAUCUACACAUGGAUAUAUAAUUUUAAAAACAUAUUUUGUCCAUUCCCAGAUUAACCAAGAACACUACUAGGACAGAUGGGUGUUUGGAGUUAUCACUAAAUUACUGAGCAUUUCAAAGUUGGUCCUCUCAAUCCCAGCCUUCUCCAGAGGUUUUGGUUAUUAUAUAUUUGUAUUCAUUUCAAUUUCUCUGCUAAAUUUUAAAAUAAACCUGGUGAGCACAAAGCCAAUUUUUCAGUCUUGAAUUGGUGAAGACAAUAUUUUGAAACUGGUUUUGAUUUUGAAAUUGGUCCUUAAGUUAUCAUCCAUUUCCAUCGUCUGAAAUUUCCCAACCUUUACUGACAACUUCUCUUUUCCAAAGUUAUUUCAUAAUCUGUCCCAGUGGUUAUAAUGUAAAAUUAAAGAAAUGAUCAUGUUUCUCAAAAGGGAAUUGCCUACCGAAUUUUACUCAGGCUAAAUAUUUUGGUCAGAAAUUUUUAAGGUUACAACAGGGGUGGCAGUUUUAUGGGUAGGGAGGCGGGGAGGGGGCUAUAUUGGGUGUUAAGGCAGUUUGUUCUGUGUGUUAAUCUCUUGCUCUUGGGUGAUUUAAGGAAUGGUUUCAUUUGAUUUAAAUGAAGAUAGGUAAAAUGGAGAUUAUCUUUCUGAAAAUGAAUGGUCAGUUUUAUGGUAUAAAUGAUUAUUUUCUUAAUAUAUGCAAAAAAGUGCAUUGCUCUCUGUGGCAGAAGACCUGCUUAUCUGGAAGUUGUAACCCUCAACACAGCUUUCCCUGGUUUGCUGCAAAGGCACAUGGCUAAUUAUAGAAAGAAAGACUAGAAGAGAAAGGGAUUUUAACAAAGGAAACCCUGUUCUAGUAAUUGGGAAGUUUCAUGCUUUAGAUGAAACUCAAGUGUGUGAGCAUCAUUACCAAAUAUACUGCAUCCUUGCUGAAUGUGGUGCAUCACUGUCAUGGGUUGUCAUUUGCUGCCCCUACUUCUGAGACUGAGCCUCUGUUGUAACAUUCUCUAGCAAUAGGAAGGUGAAGACUGGAUAUAAUUGCUCUUCAGAUUAUAAAAACUCAACUAAUGCAAACAUAUUAGAAUGUGCAGUGUAGUCUUAAAUGUCAACCAUUAAUUGUUAAGUCUUUUGCCUCUUGGGAGUCUUAUUACAUGAAUUGAUUAGGAUCUUUUUAUUGUGAUGGAUUUUUCUGUUGUUGGGCAAGGUGGGCUUGUCACAGGACAUAGGACCAGUCAGCAUUUUACUGUUUACUAUAUUUAUCUUUUUAUAAAGUAUCUCCCAAAUGUGAUUAGAAGGCUAGCAAGCCUAUAGUUAAAGAUUUAAUUGUAUACUUCUUAUAAUCUAACUACUUAUUGUACCUGGACUUCCUGAAGAUGAAAAUGAAAAUCUCCUGUCAUUUCAAGUCCUUGGGUGACAUCAAGUCAUUGGAAUUUAUCUACAUGCUAUAAUGAUAUGAUCAGACAUCCAUUGCAUGAGCUGUUUUAUUCCAGAGUAAAAUACUGAAAUUGUUAUUCUUAAUUAGACUGUUAAUUUCUGAGACAAUUUGGAUAGAGAUAAAUCUGUGAAUGUUAAUUCAUGUAUGUAAAUUAGAAAUACUUUUCUAGAUUCUGUGGGCUUUUAUUGAAAAUAAAGAAUUUCUAGGGAUUUACUCAGGCCAUAAGAUGGCUAAGUAAUAAUAAUGACAAUAAUAUAACUACUAAUAAUGGCUAAUAUUUAUUGGGCACUUACAUUGUGCCAGGCAAUAUUCUAUUUUUUUAAGAAUUUUUAUAACAGCUUUGUUGAGAUAUACUUUACCAUAAAAUUCAUCCUUUUAAAGUGAUGUACAAUUAAGUGAUUUUUUCAGUAUAUUCACAUAAUUGUGUAUUAUCACCACUAGCUCAUUUUAGAACAUUUUCAUCACCUCCCAGUAAAAUCCCAUAUCCAGUAGCAUCACUUCUUUUCCCCUUCUCCCCAGCCUCUGGCAACCACCAGUCUGCUUUCUGUCUCUAUUGAUUUGGCCAGGCACUAUUCUUAAGUGCUUUUUAUGUAUCUCCUCUACUCCAUAACAAAAAGUGCUACAAUUCUCAUUUUACAAGUAGAAAAUUGAGUCACAGAAAGGUUAAGUAAAUUGCCCACGGUCACACAGUAAAUUGAUUUAAAAUAGGAAAACACUAAAUGGGAGCAUAGUAGGACACAGUUUUGAAUUGCAUUGUUAUGUACAUGAAAUGAAUAUACCCUUUUCCCAGGGUAUGGGUAUGCUCCCUGUAAUUAGCCAUUACACCCUACAACUGACUGGAGAUAGAUAACUCUCAUUCUUUUUUUUUCCCCUGAGUAAUAGAACACUAUAUUAGCAUCUGAGAAAAACACAAGAGCAGUUGUACAUUGGAAAGAGUUAGGUUUCCUGCCUUCCCCCACCUUCAGCUCCUUUUGUCUCCUUUCCCCCACCAGACACAUGCACGCGCGCACGCUCCUCUUCUUUUUCCCAGUCUUAAGAGUCAACCAACUUCUGCCUCUUUCAUUUUAAUUCUCCCAGAGGGAAGAUUAGUGCAUCAAAAUUUAACCUGUUUAUUCAGGUGCUUAUAGUCAGGGGAUGCAUCUAGUCACUUAUAAUACCAGUUAUAUUUCUAAGCCCUCGGAGAGCAGUAGUGUGAGAAUAAAAUUCUUUUUUAAUUGGGUUAAACUAGGUGGGGGAAAUAACAGAGUAAGGGCUUUGCUUUAAUGAAGUCAGUGGUUCCACCUGGUAGGAAGUAACCACAUGCUACUCUUGUUCACUCUGUUCUGUUUAUUUCAGAGCCUUUGUGCUCUGUGCCAUCACUGCUGGUAAUUUCUUGGUUCUCUUCAGUACUCCAUUUUAAUCCUGAUCUUUCCUGUAAAUAAUGAACCUAUGGAAAGAGUAAAUCUGUAAGAUGAUUUGUGAAUGUUAAACUUGCAAAUAAAAACACUGGAAAAGGA